UUUAACUUACCUUUCUUUACAUUAGGAGUGGAAAUUGGAUACUCUUUGCGACUUGUAUGAGACAUUGACUAUCACACAAGCAGUUAUUUUUCUCAAUACAAGACGCAAGGUGGAUUGGCUCACAGAGAAAAUGCAUGCCAGGGACUUCACAGUUUCUGCUCUGCAUGGUGACAUGGACCAGAAGGAAAGAGAUGUCAUCAUGAGGGAGUUCCGAUCAGGGUCAAGCCGUGUUCUCAUCACUACUGACUUGUUGGCUCGUGGGAUUGAUGUGCAACAAGUGUCCUUGGUUAUAAACUAUGAUCUACCUACCAAUCGUGAAAACUAUAUUCACAGAAUUGGCAGAGGGGGUCGAUUUGGGAGGAAAGGUGUGGCUAUAAACUUUGUUACUGAAGAAGACAAGAGGAUUCUUCGUGACAUUGAGACUUUCUACAAUACUACAGUGGAGGAAAUGCCCAUGAAUGUGGCUGACCUUAUUUAAUUCCUGGGAUGAGAUAGUUUGAAUGCAGUGCUCGCUGUUGCUGAAUAGGCGAUCACAACGUGCAUUGUGCUUCUUUGAGAAUAUUUGAAUCUUGUCUCAAUGCUCAUAACGGAUCACAAAUACAGAUUCUGAUAGCAAAGCGACUUUAGUCCUGAGCUCUUGUGAGGAAAGGCAUUGGCUUUAUCCUCUUUAGAGUUAGACUGUUUGG
Molecule: messenger RNA, 686 nt
Organism: Onychomys torridus (southern grasshopper mouse)
Lineage: Eukaryota; Metazoa; Chordata; Mammalia; Rodentia; Cricetidae
Product: eukaryotic initiation factor 4A-II-like
Exons: 4
Coding region: 131-478 (115 amino acids)
Molecular function (GO): RNA binding; RNA helicase activity
Source: RefSeq, a predicted model, not a curated record